Molecule: messenger RNA, 1408 nt
Organism: Musa acuminata AAA Group (dessert banana)
Lineage: Eukaryota; Viridiplantae; Streptophyta; Magnoliopsida; Zingiberales; Musaceae
Product: probable inactive purple acid phosphatase 28
Exons: 4
Coding region: 118-1284 (388 amino acids)
Cellular component (GO): cytoplasm
Molecular function (GO): hydrolase activity, acting on ester bonds
Source: RefSeq, a predicted model, not a curated record
UCUCGAUGUCCGGGGCCAUCAAGAACCGUUUGAUCUGACAACGGACGAUGUUCGUCGGACGGCCGUGGAUCUUCAGCUCGUCCCGUAGGGCAGAUCGCCAGCUCGCAGAAGAGGAGGAUGCGUCGCCGUCCAUGGCGUCGGACCUUCUUCGUCGAUCUCUUUCUCCUCCUUUUCAUCGUCCCCCUCGUCUUAUUCGUGUUGCGGGUGGCGUUUACAGGCGGCGACGCUGAGGUGAGGGUCAAGAGGUCCGCGGAGCUCCCCCUUCGCUUCAGCUCUGAUGGUGGCUUUAAGAUCCUCCAGGUGGCCGAUAUGCAUUACGGCAACGGGCUGGUGACCCGAUGCCGAGACGUCUUGCCCUCGGAGGCCGCCCGCUGCUCCGAUCUCAACUCGACGUUGUUCCUCAAGAGGAUGAUCGAAGCCGAGAAACCGGAUUUGAUCGCCUUCACAGGGGAUAACAUAUUUGGAGCCAGUGCUACUGAUGCUGCAGAAUCACUCUUCAAGGUUUUUAGUCCUGCCAUGGAGUCCAGGACUCCCUGGGCUGCAAUCUUGGGCAAUCAUGACCAGGAGUCCACCAUGACACGAGAAGAAUUGAUGUCGUUCAUCUCACUAAUGGAUUACUCAGUGUCCCAAGUAAACCCAUCUGGUUUUGUGGUCCAUGGAUAUGGAAAUUAUGACAUCAGGGUGCAUGGAGCAUGGGGAUCGGGUUUGGCUAACACAAGUGUGCUAAAUCUCUAUUUCCUUGACAGUGGUGAUCGUGUUAUGGUCAGUGGUGUCAGAACAUAUGGAUGGAUUAGGGAUUCUCAACUAACUUGGCUUCACACUAUUUCUGAAGAGCUUCAGAGCAGGUAUCCAACUCCAGCACUUUCAUUCUUCCAUAUCCCCAUUCCAGAGGUUCGUGACCUGUGGUUUAGGGGUUUUGUGGGUCAGUUUCAAGAGGCAGUCGCCUGUUCUUCUGUCAAAUCAGGAAUCCUUCAGUCCCUAAGCUCAAUGGGAGAUGUGAAAGCAGUAUUCAUCGGCCACGAUCAUCUUAAUGACUUCUGUGGCAAAAUAAAUGGUAUAUGGUUCUGUUAUGGAGGAGGUUUUGGUUACCACGGGUAUGGAAGAGUCGGGUGGCCUAGGAGAGCAAGGGUAAUCUCUGCCCAUCUUGCAAAAGGGAAGGAGGCAUGGAUGGGGGUUGAGACAAUCAGGACCUGGAAGCGCCUGGACGAUGACAAGCUGACCAAAAUCGAUGAGCAAUUGCUCUGGAGCCAUGAUCAUCUACAACCUGGAACAUUAUAUGUGUGAUCAGUGCCCAAUUGCCAUUUUUUGUAUAGUUUUGUAUUUUGUAUAUCAUUGUUAGAUCAGUACUUCAAUUUUGUUACCUACAUUGGGGAAGAGAUAUGAAGGAAGCAUAUCAUUUAUUGGUAAA